AUGGACUCGCAAAAAUACUUACUGCUCCAAGUACUUCGCAGCUGCUUUAUGGUCAGCAUGUUGCUCGAUCUGAGCAGCGCUGUUCAGCAAGCAAGUGUGGUUCAAAAAACUCAAAACCUCGCAAUCGGUGCAUGCGCAGCUUACGACGAAGAAUUCUGCUCCCGCGAAGUGGAAAACAGUGUGUGCAACAAAGAGAAAAAUGAAUGUUUCUGCCGUAAAGGCUAUGUGGCUAUUCGGGAAAAUGGUCGCGUCACAUGCAAAACACUUUUGACGGACCUGAAGUGCCGCACAGAUCGUGACUGUGUGCAUGUCAAUCGAAGCAGUUGUCAUCCUGGAGCUGGAUACUGCUCUUGCCCGGGUAGUACAAUUUAUGUGCCGCAACAACAUGCAUGCAGAAGCCGUGCUGACCAUGCAAGAGAUUCCAUUUGUAAAGUCUGUCAAGAGGCUGGUGGAGUUUGCUUCUAUUAUGAACCAAAUGAACUUGAUGCAGAAGAGGUCAGGCACAACCCAAAUCUUAUCGGUUGUGUUUGCCCUGGUCAAGGAAAAUUUACGCGCAUCCGCUCACCUAGUUGGGCAGAACACAUAUGUUCCGGUGAACUUGUCGGAAUUGGAGAAAAAUGCGAUCAGUACGCCUUCAUUUGCCGUUCAAAAAAUGCAAUUUGUAAUGAAUUGCGUUUUAAUCAAAGGUCGCAAAUUGACUCAGCUUCCAACACUGCGCCAGUGUUUUCAAAUCAAGCUUCGGUUCACAUCUCUGUUGAUCAAGUCUCUCUUUGCCAAUGUCCGGCAGGAACUAUUCCCGUGUAUCAGUCAACUUUGGAUUACUUUGAAUGUUUUCCUAAGCUGGCACAUAAUGCUCCAAGGUGCGAGCCAUGCACACGCGACGGUGGACAAUGCUAUGACUUGAAUGCAGACGGAGAGAGUGACGGCUGCGUAUGUCCACACCAUCGAUCGCAUGGAUCUGAAUUUCUCGGACACAUUGGCCACCACUGCCCCCAAUUACACGUUUUAGUGAAUUGUUCAAACGGAUAUCUUUCGGUAUGCUACCGUCCACAUUCCGAAGUGCCAUACCACCAGCUCCAGGAGAAUCUCCUUCAAGGGAAUGCUGUGGCAAAAUUAGGUAACAUCCACACAGCGAAUUCAAAGUUUCAAGACGUUAAACAAUACGCCUAUAAUCCAAGUGAACAUCAAGCAUAUGCAUUCUCCUUCUCCGAAUUGGAGUCAAAUUCUGGGAGCCUUCUAUCUCAAAAAUCGUUGGCGAGUGAAUCUAGUGCUUGCAUCCUGCUUGAAAGCACAGCUCAAAAACUGGGCAGGCAGUUUUUGGUCGCUCGACUUCCUGAGCUUUUCCUACAUGAAAGUGCCCUUGGACUGCGUCACUUUUGCGCGCACCUAAAAGUAUGGGGACAGCAACACACAUGCGGUACUCGAGUGUACAGCCUUGGGAGUAAUUUGCUUCAGUAUGAAGCAAUGUUGGAAGUUAUGGUCAAUCACAGUUUUCGAACACCUAGUUUGGACUUGCGCGUUCCAUUGAGGUGCACCUCCCAAAAGCCGGCGAAACCAAUCUUAACUACAAUGGGCACAAAGGACAAAAUACAUUUGUCGACUGCACAAUAUGACGUUUUGUCCCAGAAGACUAUCCUUGAAUUCCGGAUCCUCAAUUAUGAAAGGAAGGAGGUGUACUUGGUUGACCAACGCGCCAAGCUCCGGUUAGAUGCACUCUUGACUGACAGUACAGAAACAUUUAAAGCCAUGAAUGUUUACAGCUGCAGUUUUGGAAAUAGAUCAAAAGUGAUUGGUUUCCGGCACGAGAUGGGAAAUACCAAAUUUAUUCACCAUGGUUGUCCUGUCAAAAAUCCGUGGUUGCACACACGCUUCUCAAAUGGACAAUUUCCAAGCCGACAUAUUCAGAGUGAUGAGUUCCCAAGCUUUAAAAUGGGCAAUGGGUCAUCCAUAUUUUUUCGCUGCGUUUUCAAGUUGUGCGCAAAUCCAGUGGACUGUCAGCAGCAAACAUGUGAAGGCAAUGUGAGGACGCUGAGACGCACAGUAUCUCGUCACAGCCAUUCAGUGUUUCUCGAUAAUACAUCACCCAACGCCCCACGGUACGCAGUGAACGACUCAGUUCGGCCGGAUCUUAGCCAAUACUCAAGCCCACGGUUCAAAACGAUAACGCUGGAGAGAUGGGCACAUGUCGAAGUGCAAACGAAACAAUGUGUUCUACCAAGUUGCGCUAUUGUAAAAACACAGAAGGAAGAAGAGCCCGUUACUCAUUGUUACCACUAUUCUGCCCCAUCGCUCUUACCAAAGCAAGGAUACCCUAAAUGCCAGUACACUGUUUGCUUAACAGCCGCUGAUCUGAUGUGGGUAAUCAUUGGUUUUAUAUUUAUUACGAGCCUCAUCUGCUUGAGCGUCUUCGUUGCCCUUCGCCAUCCUCGACUAACAGAAAAUCCGCUCAGCGUUAACGCAAAUUCCAGCUCUACGCUGUUGAACGGAAACUUAUUCAGUUCGAAGGUCAAGCGAAUGGGAACCUGUAUGAACGCUGAUUCAGGUUGCUGUAGAGAUGACCUCGAAAAGCAGGAUCGUUUCUAUGAUAAACACUCAGGAGCAGCUGCUGAACUGGGAGAUCUACGCUCUAACUUUGAUGUAAAUAUACCGAAAUUACAAUCUUUUGUGCUCGAUGGCUACUUUCACGCAAAGCAAAGCAUUAGCACGAAUCCCCAAACAUAUCCUAAACGAUGCAAGAAUAUCAUGGAUCAAGCCGCAUCAAAACUUCAGGUUCGAGAAGAGGAUUCCCCAUGUCUAUCACCGUGUUAUUGUGACUCACUUGGAUGCAGAACAACGUCGAUGAAAUCAAGCAGUCGCACCCACGCACCUCAAAACGCUUUGUGCAAACAGAAGAAUGUGACUUGUAUAGGAUUGCAGCAACCUUGUUCUGCAGAAAUGAUCAACGGCUGCAAACCUAGUGUGGCUGAUAUAAAAGUAAAAGAAGAUACCUUUUGUACCACCUUUGUUAACCAGUGUAUGAGUCCAAAGACCUCUCCGGAGGAAAAUCGCAAAGUGCUUCAAAACCAUUUGUUUGCUCUGUCACCUAGAUUUGUGACAGGAUAUCCUCAACAAUCCAGCAGAUCCACAAAAAGCACAGCACCAUGUGAUUUUACUGUACUAAACAAUUCCUCGGCUGCAGAACGAGCUGUUCGUACUAUGCACAUUAAUUCUUAG
Dicrocoelium dendriticum is the source of this 3213-nucleotide messenger RNA. The record is from the annotation of a GenBank genome assembly. NCBI's taxonomy places the organism in Eukaryota, Metazoa, Platyhelminthes, Trematoda, Plagiorchiida, Dicrocoeliidae.